GUGAAGACCACAGAAAAGUGAAGUUUAGAAUCUAAGAGAAAAUAGCGAAUAAGGUUCCCGGUUGAAUGGGGUACUGAGAAGACCCUUAGGUUUUGCUGCUGACGUGCCAGUAAGCUCACCAGACCUGACACCAUGUGGAAGGCUGCAGCUGGGAGAAAUGUCAGCGUGAAGGCACCAGUACCAGCAGAUGAUGAUGAGUGGGAAACAGACCCGGAUUUUGUGAAUGAUGUGAGUGAAGAAGAACAGAGAUGGGGGGCCAAGACGGUUAAGGGAUCGGGUCAUAUGGAGUCUUUGGAUCUGAAAAAGUUACGCAAUGAAGUAAAGUCUGAUGAUACAAGUGUCAAGAAGGCUCAGAUGGAGUCUGGCCCCAAGGCUUCUUAUGGCUAUGGGGGAAAGUUUGGUGUUCAGCAGGAUCGGAUGGAUAGGUCUGCAGUGGGGCAUGAUCACGUAGAGAAGUUGUCUAAGCAUGCAAGUCAGACAGAUUCUGCUAAAGGGUUUGGGGGAAAGUAUGGUGUGCAGGCAGACAGACAAGACAAGGUUGCCGUUGGGUAUGAUCACAAAGAAAAAGUGGAUAAGCAUGCUUCACAAAAAGACUAUACAUCAGGAUUUGGUGGAAAGUUUGGUGUACAGAAAGACCGUGUUGAUAAAGCCGCAUUAGGCUGGGACUAUCAGGCUAAAGUUGAGAAACACGAGUCACAGAAAGAUUACACGUCUGGAUUUGGUGGGAAGUUCGGCGUUCAGACAGAUCGAGUGGACAAGGCUGCCGUAGGCUGGGAUUACCAGGCUAAGCUGGAAAAACACGAGUCACAAAAAGACUAUAGUCGAGGUUUUGGUGGUAAAUUUGGUGUGCAGAAAGAUCGUCAGGACAAAGCUGCCGUUGGCUGGGACUACCACGAGAAAACAGAAAAACACGCCUCACAGAAAGACUACACCACAGGGUUUGGGGGCAAAUUUGGGGUGCAGAAGGACAGGCAGGACGACGCUGCACUCGGAUAUGAUCAUAUGGAAAAACUUGAAAAACAUGAGUCGCAGAAAGAUUACACGGCUGGAUUUGGUGGCAAGUUUGGAGUGCAGAAAGACAGGCAGGAUAGCUCAGCACUGGGGUAUGAUGAGAAAACAAAAACAGAGCUUCAUCCCUCACAAACUGACAUGAAGAAAGGGUUUGGGGGCAAAUUUGGUGUGGAAAAGGACAGACAGGAUGAGUCUGCGAAGAGUUAUGAUGACAUGAAGGGACCCUCCAGUGGCUACCAGAAAACAAAAGCUGAAGGGUCUGGUGGUGCCAAAAACUUGCGGGCAAAGUUUGAAACAAUGGCAAAGUCUGGUGAGGAGGAGAGUAGGAAAAGGGCGGAGGAGGAGAGAGCGAGACGACAAGCCCAGGAGAAACGGGAACAGGCCGAGCAAGAAAAACAACGAGAGGCUCGUCAGAAUGAAGAGCGAUGGGCAGAGAACGAUGCUCCAGAGGAUGACCAGAAGUGGGAGGAGCCAGCAGCUCCGGCCAGCCCGGUGAGACGGUCAGAACCAGAAGAGAUAUACGAAGACACUAAUAUGGUGGAGAAGCAGUCGUUUGAACCAGAGGAUAGUUACGGGGAGGCGCAGUCUGCUGAGAGCUAUGAACCCGAGAGCACGUACCAGGAGGCUGACAAUAGGAUGGCAGCCUCAUCCCCCGUCCGGCAGACACCCAAGUUUUCUGCCAGUGAUAACUACCAGGACGAUGCCACGUAUGAUGAGGCUGCAGGGCCUGUUGAGGAUGUCUAUGAUGAAGCUGCUCCGGAGGAUGGAGAGCUGUACGAGUCUGUGGCUGACGCCUCUGAGGGGCAGACGGCAGUGGCUCUCUAUGAUUACCAAGCAGCGGAUGAGGAUGAGCUGACCUUUGACCCUGAUGAUAUAAUAACCAACAUCGAACAGAUUGAUUCUGGUUGGUGGAGAGGACAGUGUAGAGGAGUAACUGGCCUUUUCCCUGCAAAUUAUGUCGAGCUUCGGAAGUGAUUUGAUUGGCCAUCUCCAUUUCAUCAUGUGAUCAUGCCUUCCUCUCAUCGAAUUCUCACAGAAAAUCAGGGAUUGCUGCUAGAGUCUUCUGUUAACAGUUUGUCCUGAGCGAACGAAGAACAAAUACAUGUUUGUUCAAAUUUUGAAUGUACAUGCACAGUACAUUUUUCUGCAGUAGUCCAUCUGUCAAUCAUUAUAAUAUCUGAAAUGAGCUAUUCAUCAAAAACCACAGAAAUUAACUGUUUAUCGAAAACCACAGAAAUCAACUGUUCAUUAAAAACCACAGAAAUCAACUGUCCAUUAAAAACCACAGAAAUCAACUGUCCAUUAAAAACCACAGAAAUCAACUGCCCAUUAAAAACCACAGAAAUCAACUGCUGAUAAAAAAUGUUCAGUAACCAGGUAUUCAUGAGAAACACAACAGUGAAGUAUAUAUCAAAAACAAAACUAGCCUUAUGAAAUUGUAGGGGCUCAAAAAAAAAGGGAUAGUGUUUCUAUAAUUUUACCGUCAGAUUUUAAUUAAGUUUAAAAUGUUAUAAUUUUCAUGAAAGAUAAACAAGGUAAUUUGACAUUAUACUGUUCAAAAAUUCUUCAAAAUUUAAAGAUGGCUGCUCAACAUUUAUUCACUGAACACCUGCUUUUCUGAACACUGAAAACAUGUUGCAAUUCUCUUCGUAUUAUCAUGAUGGUGCCAGUGAGUAAACUGCCUGACCUAAAAUGCACCUACGUCAGUUUUUGCCCGUGAAUCUGGCCACCAUUAUCCUUGAGUUUGGCGGUAAACAACAGUCUAGACUUCUAUGGUUGGUUAUGGUACGUUGUGUUCCAAAAAAAGCAUAGCUGAGCUUUCAGUUGUCUGCUUCUACAUCUACUUAUCUGUAAGAAGAAAAGAUAAAAUAUUUGUCAAGCAAAUCACCUACAUAUGACUAAUAAUGUACAUACUCUUAUUGCUGUAUACUUCCAUGCUACUGCAUUCCCAAUAAUUAUAUUAUUAUUUUCAAACUAUAUGAUCACUUUAUAAGGCUGAAUUUAUGCAUUCUAAUUGUUAACAUGCUAAACCUGUUUUCAGUAUCUUGUUUUCAGGAAGAGAAUUCUUCUGUACUAAGCUUUAUGUGCUCUGUUCUUUUAUGUAGGAGCGAAAUAUUAGAUAAGCAAGAGGGAUAUGUUAGAUGAACAAGAUGGGUAUGUUAGAUAUAUCAGAAGGGAUAAGUUUGAUGAUGAAGGAGGGAUAUAUCUGAUAAAUCAGAAGAGAUAGAUUAAAGAAGGAUGCAUGUCAGAUAAAUCAAAAGGGAUAUGAUAGGUAAGACACGAAUAAUCAUCACCUAUGAUAUUUGUGUUCAGAGAUAUAUACCACAGCCAAAGUAUAUGUAUAUAAUGUGAUCAGUAUGGUGUUAAUUUUGAUGAAAAAUGCUUUUUGUGUAGAUAUAAACAUCGUGACAUUUGUGUUGCUGAAACUAAUGCAUACGUAGAGAUAUAUACAAAUAUAGAAGUACUGUAUGAAGUAGAAUGACUAGAUUUAUUUAGAUAAAAUAAAUGCUGUUUGAUUGUAUUGUGUCAAUUUCAGUCAUAGAACAAGCUUUCAGUAAAUUAGAGUAUAAAACUCAAAGCAUCUGAUGCUUUAAAAAUGAUGUCAAAUAUCAGUUCUAGAUUGAUCUCUUUUUUGUUUUCAUCAUUUUUAUCAUUUUUGCCAUUGAAAGAGUUAGGAUUUAAAAGCCGUGGUUAGCCAGAAUUGAUACCAGUGCUGGUUUUCAUUUGUUUAAGCCACAGUUGUCUUUUUUUAUCUGAAGCUAUUAACUCUGUCUCAUUAUGGUCCAUAUAUAAUGUUCAAGAGAACCUGUUAGUGUUAUCUAGAUUAACAUGCAGUGCUAAUCAAGUUUCUGUUUGUGUGAGUGUAUGGUCAAAUCAGGUAAAGUACUCUUCCAAUAUUUGCAGUUGUUGAUUGCUCAGCACUGUGUGCAUGUAUUCAAAUUCAUACAGGUAAUUCUUUGAUCUUCACCUUAAUUGGCGUGUAGAUGUAAUUUACCAUGGAUACCACGUUUUUGUAGCUGUUGAUUUUUGUGUUUUGCUUGCCCAGUUUGUUAGAAUUUUAUUUGCCUUGAUGUAUGUAUAGUUUUGUUAAUGUGACAUUGUACAAAUUAGACAGGCAGUUGGAGAGUAUUAUGAUUUUAUGAACACCUGGAUGUCAGGUGUGUCUUUUGUAUUGUUAUACAGUAUAGUGUACAUGUAUGUAUAGGGGUGGAAAACACCUUUUGGUGGGGUGGACUAGUAGGUGCCAGUAGUUGUACUCAGAGGAGGUGGGGAGAUACGUCACUUAGACUUAAGCUUAAUGCGUGUAAUGGACACUUUGUCUUAUACUGUAUCCACUGUGUUAAUCUAAAGGCAGAAGAAAGCCAGGGCAAGUUUUGUUCAUGUGCGUAUAAUUCAGAAGGAUUUUACUGUAUCAGGGUUCUGAUAUUACAAAUACGAUAGGUUUGUGCGUUUUCUGUUGCAAAAAACAGUUUUGUCGUUGGUCUAAAAUGGAAUAAAUCUUGGCACUAUCUCAAUGCUUGGCUGUUCCACUGUCAGUACUUAAUGUCUGGGCUAUAGCUUAUUUUUGACCAAAAUUAACCCGGUUUCCAUGUGGAAAUGUACUGUGUAAAUGGUUCGUGUUUCUUUUUCCCUGAAGAUGAACUAAAAUGUCUGCUUUGACAGUGCUGCAAUUAAAGGGAAUAAAGAUCGUAAACAAUAUAUUUUGUAACUAUGCAAGAAUAUUUAAUAAAGCAUUUUAUAUAU
Molecule: messenger RNA, 4755 nt
Organism: Liolophura sinensis
Lineage: Eukaryota; Metazoa; Mollusca; Polyplacophora; Chitonida; Chitonidae
Product: src substrate cortactin-like
Exons: 18
Coding region: 133-1986 (617 amino acids)
Biological process (GO): cell migration; regulation of actin filament polymerization
Cellular component (GO): site of polarized growth; cortical actin cytoskeleton; plasma membrane
Molecular function (GO): actin filament binding
Source: RefSeq, a predicted model, not a curated record